CUCCCUGACACCAGCCGCUGUGUUGCUCUCGCUCCCCACAAUGAAAUACGAGCUGUUCUUCGUGUGGUUGGCAGUCCUGGUUGCAGCUGUCAUGGCUGCUCCAGGCGGUAUUGGCUAUGGCGGAUAUGGUGGUGGAUUUGGCGGUUACGGUGGUGGAUUAGGAGGAUUCAGCGGUGGAUAUGGAGCCUAUGGUGGUGGAUAUGGAGGCUACGGUGGUGGCUACGCUGGUGGAAGAGCUACCAUUAACUUCAAUCUGGGACAUGGUGGCGGAUAUGGUGGUGGCUUGGGAGGACAUGGCCUAGGUUUGGGCUUUGGACGUGGUGUAGGAUACGGCGGUGGCUAUGGUGGUUAUGGAAAAUAGUUGUAAUAAUUCCUGCCAUCAAAUUUACAGAGAAUUAAAUACAAUAACAUUUGAAUAA
Procambarus clarkii (red swamp crayfish) is the source of this 419-nucleotide messenger RNA. Lineage: Eukaryota; Metazoa; Arthropoda; Malacostraca; Decapoda; Cambaridae. The record is from RefSeq and is a predicted model, not a curated record.